CCAGAAUUAUUUUAUUUGCAGUAAACAAGCACAUUCAUGGUAAAGCUAAACCGGCUUAGUGCCGGUUGGCUGGCUGUCGUCUGCAUCGCGCUUCCGGUGCUAUCCUUCGCCCAGACGACAUGUCGUCUGCCGCCCGCAUGGACGGUGAACGGCGUGGCUCCGAUGGAAGGCACGCGCGGUCAUGUGACAGUCUUGGCCCUUCUGAAGGCCAGCACUAAACGCGGACAGCUUGCCAGGCAGACUAUCACUGAUAUCCGUUUCCUGAUCGUCAACGCGGCCGAUCAGCGCUCCGUUGAUAACGUCGGGGAGCUGGCGAGGCGCGUCUCAUUUCCGGUCUACCAGGACACGGAGCGCGCGCAGAUCUGGAGUCAACUCGGUGGCGAGAAGGACGACCUGCUCGUUUAUGACAGGUGUGGCCUACUAACCCACCAUCUCCGACUACCGAACAGCCUCCUGAACAAACGUCACUUCGGGAACGCCACUUGGGAGACCUACUUCCAAAAUCCUUGCCAUUGCGACCCAUCAUCCUCCCAAACUCUCCCGGUGGCCGUCGUCACGCCUGCCCUAAAUCACCACCGUCCCUAUAACCGAGGUUCCCGGAACCAAAAUCAUAAUGGCCAGCAUCAUCAUCAUCAUCAUCAUGAUCACCAUCAAAAUCGGAAAGGUGACAGAAACACGUGUAUGAAGCGCGACGUAACCAGCAGCCACGAUUCAGCAAACGAGCUCAUCCUUAUUCGAAGCCGAAUGCGCGAGAUUCUCUCCAGCCGGAUAUCAAGUUGUCGACCAGACGACACACUGUGUCACAUCAUCCGAUCCAAUGAGUUACCGUUCCGACCAAAUCACCGUAGGUUUGUAAAGAAAAACCUUAAACGACUUUGAGACCAGCGUACUGAUGUGCAUAGUCGAUGUUUCUGUCCUCGUUAUGCAAAACCUGUACACUGCAACUGCACAGACACAGUCAUGUCGUUUAGUCGUUCCGCAAGUUUUGAAAUGUCUUACUGCGCUUGCGCUCCUGUGUCGACUUGUAUCGCGAGCCAACAACCGAUAGACCAAUCGAUGCGACACGAAUCCCAUCAUCUUCACCAACAUCACCAUGGCGGCAGUGAGCUUCAGUACAGAGUAGAAAAUCUUCAAGACUCGUGUGUUUGCGAAAAAUGUGACACGUAUAUUGCUCCUACACAGUCGUCCUGACAAUGCCCUGUCGCUAGCUGACAAUGACAGCCCAAUGAUAGCACACAGUCGUCCUGACAAUGACAUUUCGCAAGCUGACAAUGACAGUCCACUGAUACCACACAGUCAUCCUGACAAUGACCUGUAGCUAGCUGACAAUGACAGCCCAAUGAUAAUACACAGUCGUCCUGACAAUGACCUGUAGCUAGCUGACAAUGACAGUCCACUGAUAACACACAGUUGUCCUGACAAUGACCCUUCGCAAGCUGACAAUGACAGUCCACUGAUAACACACAUUCGUCCUGACAAUGACCUGUCGCUAGCUUACAAUGACAGCCCACUGGUAACACACAGUCAUCCUGACAAUGACCUAUCGCUGGCUGACAAUGACAGUCCACUGAUAACACACAGUCGUCCUGACAAUAACCUGUCGCUAGCUAACAAUGACAGCCCACUAAUAACACACAGUCGCCCUGACAAUGACCUGUAGCUAGCUAACAAUAACAAGGAACUGAUAACACACAGUCGUCCUGACAGUGCCCUGUCGCUAGCUGACAAUGACAACCCACUGAAAACGCGAAGGCCUUUUGACAAUGAGCUGUAGCUAUCUGACAAGUCACCGAAAACACACAGUCAUCUAGAACAUGACCUGUCGCUAUGUGACAAUGACACGGUAGUGGACUAACUAAUUCGUUUUGACAGUGACGUCAUAGCAGCUGACAAUGACAGACUGCUUUCGCAAAUUAGAUUUAUUGACAGCAAGACGAAAAGGCAAUACAAGGAUAAACUAAAUUUGAUAAUAACUUAUUUAAAAGUUCCUAAUGAUUAAUCCGUUUAUGUACUAUAAACACGAUCCGAUGACGCAAGUAGCAAAAUUAUUGUAAAUGUUAUUUGUCCGACUGCUUUGAAAUCGCAAUUAAGUACAAAAUCGGAUUUAAAAAAACUUUUAUCAGUAAACUAUCAAAAACCAAAUAUCAGAAACAAAGCAUACGUCCAUUUUUAAACCACCGUUAUGAAGGAUCACCGACAAGCCAGGAAUGGGGCGAUGAUCCUGACUUGUGGAUUGAAACCGGAAGUUAAUAUUGCACCCAUUAUUGAAUAAAACAAUCAUUCUAAAUUAA
Messenger RNA from Dreissena polymorpha, 2291 nucleotides. RefSeq names its product selenoprotein Pb-like. Gene Ontology annotation, cellular component: extracellular region. The transcript has 3 exons. Gene Ontology annotation, molecular function: selenium binding. The record is from RefSeq and is a predicted model, not a curated record. Bases 37 to 879 code for a protein of 280 amino acids. Gene Ontology annotation, biological process: selenium compound metabolic process. Lineage: Eukaryota; Metazoa; Mollusca; Bivalvia; Myida; Dreissenidae.